UGUCGGUUGUGUGUUUUGCUUCAGCCGAGGAUAGCUCCAAUUCUUCUGAGCAUUCACCACACUCGAGAAGGAAUUCUGUCAAUGAGAGCGUCUUGAAGGACGAGCAGUACUGGGAACGCCGGCGGAAAAACAAUGACGCAUCGAAACGUUCCCGAGAAAAGCGAAGAAUAGGAGACAUGGCAAUGGAACAACGUAUACUUGCGCUCUCACAGGAGAAUCAUUUACUAAAAUCUCGCUUGGAGUCCCGUACAGCCGCCGAAAGUCUGCUACAGACCGCUCGGUCGGACUUUCCCGCUCUUCCUCCACAGAGCAGCACGUCAUUGUUCACUCAUCAAUUGCCAACGUCGUCCGUAGGUUUGUCGUCACUAGCUGUUCCUCCACUGCCCACUCUUCAUACGACCACCGUCUCCAGUCUUCCAUUAUCACAUGUUCCGUUACUGUCGUCGACUUCUCAGCUACCAAUCAUGCAACUUUGCCAACUCCAGGCGGCUAUUCAUCAGCAGUACCGCUCCACCCCGUCGUCGUCAGUGUUUUCUGUUGGUUCAGCGUUCCAGCCUUUUCACGCUCACAAGGAGUCGGUAAUCAUGAAGGCCGAGCGCAUCAGUCCGGAUUCGAGCAGCGAUCGUGUCGAUCGCGUAAUUCAAAGAGUUCCUUCACCUCAACAACAACAAGAACGUGCUCCCUCUCAUUCACUACUAGGCGCUCUACUGGCCACCCGUCGGACGUCGCCAGCAGUGCCACAGAGCAGGACCGAACAUAACAGUCGCCUCGGCAGUCCUCCUAGGCUUUCUCCGUCGAAAAUCCGACUGCGAGUCAAUUUCGUCGUCAGCUUCUCUGUCGCCCUCACAAUCAAGCGAGGACCAUCCAGAGUCGUCGGCGAUCAGACGCGCUCUCGACGACAACAGUUCCGAUGA
Messenger RNA from Ostertagia ostertagi, 914 nucleotides. Lineage: Eukaryota; Metazoa; Nematoda; Chromadorea; Rhabditida; Trichostrongylidae. The record is from the annotation of a GenBank genome assembly.